GACAAGAAGAACUCCUGCGAUUAUUUUAGUAUAUGAAAGGGAUAAAAAUUUGCAGGUGUUAAUAUUUUAAUCAAGUUACCCUGUUUAAUAAAUUAAAAUAACUACAGUAAAUAGUAAAAAUAAACAACGAAUCAAAAAUGGCUCAAAUGGAUAUGGAAUUGAAAAAGGCAUUUACCGAAAUGCAAAUUAAUAAAAUCGAGACAACCAAAAAGAUGAAUAUGAUUGACAUGAAGUGCAGUAUGGUUAAAAAUGGUAAACAAAAAUACGAGCUCACCGAAAAGGGCACUAGCGAUCUGAAGGAUGACACAAGAGUGUACCUUUCUGUGGGACGUAUGUUUGUCUUAACCGAUGUAGAAAAUAUGCGUGGUGAUCUGAAAGCUAAACAGGAAAAAUGUGAUAAGGCUAUUGAGCUACUCAAUAAGAAAAAAGAGUUCUUAGUGAAAUCAUUAAAAGAUCAAGAGGAUGGUUUACGCGAAUUAGUCCAACAACGCAAAGAAGCUGAUGCGGCGACAAAAUAAUUAAGCUUUUAAAUUAAGUUGGUAUAAUUUAUUGAACUUGUUAGAUACGUAUGCUGCUUCAUUUAUCAUAAAUGUUUAGCAUUGAUAAAAUCUCCCAGACUUAUUAACGUGAACAAGCUUAAAAAUAUAUUACAUUUAUAUACACUUA
This is a messenger RNA of Bactrocera dorsalis (oriental fruit fly), 666 nucleotides long. It is a transcript of the gene Pfdn1, whose product is annotated as prefoldin subunit 1. The transcript has 3 exons. Bases 138 to 518 code for a protein of 126 amino acids. Gene Ontology annotation, biological process: protein folding. The record is from RefSeq and is a predicted model, not a curated record. Gene Ontology annotation, cellular component: prefoldin complex; cytoplasm. Gene Ontology annotation, molecular function: protein folding chaperone. NCBI's taxonomy places the organism in Eukaryota, Metazoa, Arthropoda, Insecta, Diptera, Tephritidae.